Wasmannia auropunctata (little fire ant) is the source of this 341-nucleotide messenger RNA. RefSeq lists its product as uncharacterized. Lineage: Eukaryota; Metazoa; Arthropoda; Insecta; Hymenoptera; Formicidae. The record is from RefSeq and is a predicted model, not a curated record. The transcript has 2 exons. The annotation marks the transcript as partial.
ACAAUUACUUUUACAAGCAGAAUUAUCCAUUGCAUCUAAUACAGCUGUUGAUUGGAUAAAUUUUUGUCGCGAGCUUUUAGCACAAUGGAUAACAAAUAAUCAGGAACAAAUUGGUGGUUUAAAUAAAAUUGUAGAGAUAGAUAAAGCCAAAUUCGGAAGACGGAAACAUUAUCGUGGACGUCUCAUAACUGGUCAAUGGUUAUUUGGAACUAUCGAACAUGAUACAGGCCGAUUUUUUGUUAUUCCUGUAGAAAACCGAUCAGAAAAAACUUUAACUUCAAUAAUACGACGUCUUAUUCUGCCAGGUUCUACUAUUUACAGCGAUUAUUGGCGUGCGUACA